ACAAAUCGCUGAGAAAUAUGUGACGGAAUGGAUUCGUAUGGGAGAAGACCCCUCUAAUAAACACAUGAAACUCAGUUAUAAUGACAACAACACCUGGUUUUUAAUGUAUAAUUUCUAUGCGGAUGUGCUUUUGGGCACUAAAUUGAUCCCCGAAUCGAUAUACAAACAACAGGACGAGUGGUACCUAACUGUGCAGAAUAAAUACGGCGUUCCCUUAAUGAGUGGUAACCCUAAUACUCUGUAUGACUGGGUUUUCAUUGCAGCCGCCGCCUCUACUAACGCCAAACUCCGACAGUCUAUGUUUGAUAGGACGGCCCAAUGGCUUAGGGAAACCUCAGUCCACGUGCCCUUCGCGGACUGGGUUGACACACAAACUGGUGGUUCCCCAGGAUUUAUCAAUAGACCGGUUAUCGGGGGUAUAUUCGCGCCGUUGACUAGUUGCAGUGCUGUUGACAACGAUGUGUUACCAUCAGUUCCCCUUGUGGUCAAAAGUCCAUACCUGUCCACAUGGAUGACCAGUCGGCAGUUGAUGGGUGAUUGGCCCCGAUUCUGGAACGGAAACAUUAAAGGUAUGGCCGGUUUGGUGAGAGUGAACGGACAGACCUACGAGUUUAUGGGUCACCCGACUGCAGAAGAUAUCGGUACUAAAUUGCAGGCCAAACAGGUGUCCCUUAAGGUGACUCCCACUCAGUCUAUAUUCACAUUCAAUGCCGGCCCCAUCGCACUGGCAGUCAAUUUCUUCACACCCAUCGACCCGACAGAUUUCAAGCGACUGUCACUCCCGGCGUCUUAUAUAUCUGUGAGCGCCUGGUCUCUGGAUUCGGCCACUCAUGAGGUUGAGGUAUAUCUCGAUAUAUCUGCCGAAUGGACGUCCGGUGACUCCAAUGAAGAGGUGGUUUGGGAAAUGAUGGAAGUCAUAGGAAAUAAAACCAUAAUCAUUGGUGAUAUGAGACUCAAGAAUCAAAAGACAUUUACUGAAAAUAGGGAUUCGGCUCAAUGGGGAACUGUUAAAUUCUUCACCGAUUCCACAGUCACUCAUGAGGCAAAUUCAUGCUUCACAAUGAGGUCGAAAUUUGUAAAGAAUGGCAAACUCGACAAUAUAGUUGACCAGAAAUUCCGCAAAAUUAGUGACAACUGGCCAGGCAUUGGAUACGCCCGGGCUAUGACGGCCAGCCCCUUGAAAAAUGCAUCACCAAAAGUAGAGUACUAUGGCAUCGCACACGUCAGGCGCCCCGCAAUUGAAUACACGGACUCCCAGUUGAAUCAACUCUGGGAAAGCUAUUUCAGUGGCGAUGACAAUAAAAUGGUGGACUUUGUAUAUGAGGACAGGGAGGACGCCCUAAAACGUGCCAAUGAUCUCGACGCUAAGGUUGAGGGCGACGCUAGAAAGGCUGGAGGGGAUAGUUAUGUGAAAGUAGUUUCGGCAGCACUUAGACAGGCUUAUGGCGGCACUGAAAUGGUCGGAACAGCUGCCAAGCCAUGGAUGAUGUUGAAAGAGAUCUCAUCGGAUGGCAACUGUCAGACAGUGGAUGUGAUUUACCCUCACUUUCCCGUCCAGUUAUAUAUGAAUCCAUCGCUUUUGAAAUACCUUUUGGACCCUUUGCUCGACAAUCAGGAGAGAGGGUUCUUCCCAUUGAAGUACUGUAUGCACGACUUGGGCAGUAGUUAUCCCCGUUGUAUUGGACACAAAGAUGGCAAACAAGAGGACAUGGAGGUCGAGGAGAGCGCCAAUAUGUUGAUAAUGAUGGGCGCGUAUGUGAAAGCCUCGAAAGAUAAGCAAUUUGCUGCACAACACUAUAAUAUCUCAAAACAGUGGACACAGUAUUUGGUGGAUCACGGGUUGAUCACCGGCGAUGCUCUAACCACUGAUGACUUUUUGGGAAAAAUCAAAAACUCGACAAACCUUUCGGCGAAAGCUAUUGUAGGCAUCGGAGCUAUGGCUCAGUUGGCGGAAGUGGUCGGCAAUCAUGACGACCAACAAAAGUAUAGACAAAUCGCUGAGAAAUAUGUGACGGAAUGGAUUCGUAUGGGAGAAGACCCCUCUAAU
This is a messenger RNA of Oppiella nova, 2047 nucleotides long. Lineage: Eukaryota; Metazoa; Arthropoda; Arachnida; Sarcoptiformes; Oppiidae. The record is from the annotation of a GenBank genome assembly.